Messenger RNA from Linderina pennispora, 1907 nucleotides. RefSeq lists its product as uncharacterized. The record is from RefSeq and is a predicted model, not a curated record. The coding region runs from base 41 to 1756 and encodes 571 amino acids. The transcript has 2 exons. Lineage: Eukaryota; Fungi; Kickxellomycota; Kickxellomycetes; Kickxellales; Kickxellaceae.
CUUUUUUCCUAUCGAGUUAUUCCCACAAAAAACUAUCACCAUGGAUAACCUCCCGCCGCACGUUAUUGACGCCAUCGUCUCGUACACUAUCGGACAGGACAAAUCGAAAACUGAGCUCCGGACUGACGCCAAACCGCUUGCUGUGCCGCAUACUCUGUACCCGCUGAUGGGAAUUUGCCGUGAAUGGCGACGUGUCGCUAGUAACUUCAUCGGCGAGUCCGCUAGCAUCUUCGUCAAUUCAAACCUCCCAAACCGCCAGAACGGUCCUGAGUACGCGCAGCCUCUUGGAGACAUCAUUACUGUCGGGCUCGAACACCAUGUUCGUCAUUUGCAGCUUGAGUCCACUAUCGGGGACAUCGCAGACGGCAUGGCAUACUCGACGAUCAGCUCACUGCUCAGCCUAUGCAAGGGCAAGCUCAAGGGUGUUCAGACAGUAUCUCUCCGUGUUUCAAUUGCCCAUGAACCCGGACAGCAGCACUUUUUUAUGAUGGGACAGCCCAUGGCUGACCAACAGGAGCAAACGAACAUGGAGAAAGAGGUCACUCAAAAUUCUAGGCGUAUUGGCGAGCUGCUGAAGGAGGCGAUGCCAAACAUCAUUUCGGUGGUGUAUUCUGGUGUGCACCACUCUAGAUUCAACAACCAGCCUCUGAACAACGCUAUUCUGUCAGCGUUGCUGAGUGCUGCGCCAUCAGCCCAGUAUCUGAGCGUUCUUGGAGGCGAACUGUCGUAUACCACUUUGGGAGGUGAGCUAGCACCCAAUGUCAAGUACAUGCACGUUAGCCUGAGUAAUAGCGCUAGCAACGGAAUUCCUGAGCUAGCUAUUCGCUUUGCAGACCGUCUAGAGACACUGACUGUAGAUACCUCAGACUAUGAACAAUUUAGUAAACUGUUCAAGGGUCCAGUGGACGGAUUGCCUGUGGUGUACUCAAAGCUACGUACGCUCAAAACGUCAGGGGAAAACAGCUACACUCUCCAGAUCAACCCCUUCCCGGAGCUGCGGCGGCUCAUAUGCAGGGAUAUAUACCCAUUCACCACCAGCCAUGUGCUUCGUUGGAUCCAGCCCACUGUUGAGGUGAUGGAGGUUAAUUUCAGUGACCACUUUUAUAACCAGUUUGUCGAGGACGGUGUGUUUGAUGCUGGCUCGUUCCCAAAUCUGCGCCACGUCAACCUGUCAUGGUCUCAGGACUCUAGCCAUAUCUCGAUUGCUGACCCAUCGUCCGAACUCCCCCGUGUGCUAUCACUCAGCCCUGUUCUCGAGAAGGUCGUUUUCGAUACAGCCAUCUCCAGUCCCAGCACUGCAGUUGCUGGCCUGUAUCGGUGCAAGCAUCUGAAGAAACUGAGCCUGGGUGGCUCUCGGACUACCAUUGCCGAAGCGAUCCAACUGAUCAAUAGGUUCCCAGAAUUACGGGCACUGACUCUCUCUCUAAAGACCAGCAAUGACGUGAACGAGCGAGGUGACAUUUCCGACGCCGAAAUCAAGGCGUUCCAAGAAAAGAACGUAUCACAAAGUAGCUCCAAGCUCAGGACACUGGGAAUCAGCACGUUUGUUUUCACCACACGACCGCGUGCUGCGCAGCACAUCCUGCUACUGGCUAGUAUAUUCAAGUCUAUCGGACGCAUCGAGGUCCACAGUCUCAAUGAGAAGCGCGACACAGCAAUUAUGGCGGCAUUGGAGGAGGCCAAGGAGCACAGCAACUUUGAUGGCGAUGGAGACGACAGAAUUCGAUGCAUGAGAGUUGCACUUGUUGGAGAAUAGAGCGGCUAGAUAUGGAGCGGAUGAGAAAAUGGUCAGCUUGUGCAUGCCUUUUAACUACCGAAGAUAGCUGUAUAUACUACUCGACACAGCUCGGGUUGAUAGUGUAAAACUGUGCGACUAAAACAUAAUCCUUUGUCUACUUGUUGGUGCC